UUUCAAUACUCAAACACAACUGGCAUUUGUCCAUCCCUCGCAAUAAAAGCCAAUUGUGCCGUUAUCUUGUCUGUUUUUCUGUGAAUGUAACACAUACAUACAAUAAAAAAUAAGAAAAAACGGAGAAAAAAAGUGUUUUAAAGCUGCCCAAUUGCACUUUAACAACAUUGAGCAAAGAUCGGCUAAGCUAAAAUACAGAGGACAAACCAGAAAUACACGGUUUUGGCUAUACCAUGGCCACUGAAGAGUUGCCAGCUGACCUGGACAAGUUGAAAAUAACACAGACUCAUCCUCUCACCAAGGCUGUGGAACGGAACCCAUUUUACGAUGCGGACAACGGUUUUGAUUCGUCUGAUAACUCCGAAGCAGCAAUGGGCUCUAAACCCCGGUCGCAACAUCGCUGGAAGUGCAGACCCCGCCGAAGAUCCGAAAGUUGUCUACAGGACUGCAAGCAGGAUGAAGCCUUUGUUCCAGCCGAAUCGUUUGAGAUUGUCAGUCCAUUGAGCUGCUCCCACGGAGUGCAGAAGCAUUCGCAAAAGCGAAAUUCCCAUGCGCCACCCAAGAAAAACAUAUUUAGGCAGCCCAUCUUGAGGUACUUGAGCGGUUGCGAACAUGGCAAGUGCAUCGUCCGUAGUGGUCGAAUGCUUCUCUGCAAGCCAAAGGAGGAGACCAGUGAUAUUGUUGGCCAGCCACAGGUCAACGAGGAUUUGAAAGCGAGCGGCUCGUUCGCCUUUCGCGAUGUUAUUGGCGAAUGCAAUGCCAUGCUGGACGAAUCCAAGCGAAGCCCGCUGGGAAACAGUUGGCACUUGUCGAGGAAGUGCAGUUCGUCGAAGGCCCAGCUCUCGGGAAGUGUUCUAGAGGAGCCAGGAUCUUCAGGACUUCAGAGCCAUAAGAGCGACCCAUUCGCCGUCUCCGCCGCCACGAGAUCUCUGUCAGCCAUUUCGCUAAUGGGAGCAACGUGCUCGCAACAGGCCAGCUAUAAUUCCACGAGCCCUGGCAACUGCGACGAUGUAACCAUCGGAGAAUUGGCCAGCUACUUCGACACCAUUGUUCAUAUUCCUAAAAAAAUGUCCUCAAUGGCCGAAAUGAUGUAUAUUUAAUUAUCGUAACCAUUAUUAUUAUUAUUCGCACCCUUUCUCUGAAUAUAUUUUUAAGUUUUAAGUAUGUAUGUUAUUUGUGAAUUUAAUUACACAAUUUCAGCUCUUUUAAAAUUCAGUUGGCUAAACUAAAUAUUUAUAGUGUAUAAUAUGUACAUAGUCAUUGGUAUAUUCUGCGAAUUACAGCAUUUCUAAAUACA
Molecule: messenger RNA, 1297 nt
Organism: Drosophila elegans
Lineage: Eukaryota; Metazoa; Arthropoda; Insecta; Diptera; Drosophilidae
Exons: 1
Coding region: 234-1100 (288 amino acids)
Biological process (GO): cellular response to hydrogen peroxide
Source: RefSeq, a predicted model, not a curated record